Nanorana parkeri is the source of this 1092-nucleotide messenger RNA. Its product is annotated as uromodulin-like. Gene Ontology annotation, biological process: neutrophil migration. The coding region runs from base 1 to 1092 and encodes 363 amino acids. Lineage: Eukaryota; Metazoa; Chordata; Amphibia; Anura; Dicroglossidae. The record is from RefSeq and is a predicted model, not a curated record. Gene Ontology annotation, cellular component: cell surface; apical plasma membrane. The transcript has 9 exons.
AUGAAGACUGCACUGCUGCUAUCUGUAUUGUGCGCUGCCAUGGCAGUGACUGCAUCUUUAACUUGUGGAAGUGUCACCUGUGCAAUUGAUGAGGCUUGUAACAGCGGUGCCACUGACUGCCUGUGCAAUAACACUUACUAUACAUAUUCAGCUGCCAAUCCAUCUCCAAAUGUUACUUGUGAUGGAGGAAAAUUUAAUAUACUGGUGCCAAAGUGCUGGCUGGAAGAAAACCGUUUUAAUACAUCAGAUAUAAGGCUAGAAAGCGCCAGUUGUGUGGCCCAAAGAGAGGUUGUGAAUGGAAUAGCGCAGAUGGGUCUUCAUCAACCACUGGUCACUAAUGAUUGCGGCACUACUUCUGAGUCAAACACGACCCAUGUCAUAUACAGUAAUCGGCUGUAUAUUUCUGCCUGGACGGUUCCAGUUCAAGCACGAAACAAUGUUGUCUUGAACAUUUCCUGCACAUACCCGCUGGAUAUAAAUAACGUCGGUCUUAAUUUUUCACUGAACCCAACUAUUGGGAGCACAGAAAUAACCGUUCCUGGAUCAAGCGCAAGUUUUACAGUUAACAUGGUGGCCUAUACAGAGGACACCUUUACUACCGUUCUCUCAGCUGAUUAUCAACUGUACGUAGAAAAUACUAUCUACAUUUCAGUGAACAUACCAGGCCUGGAUUUUAACUCCUUUAGACUCAAAGUGGUAAAGAUUUAUGCCACUGGCGAUGCAUCAAAUACGACCCAGUACAAUCUUCUGGAGAAUGGGUGCCCAGCUACCGGUAUAACUGCUGACCUGCUAUCCGUGCUAUACAAUGGAAAUGCAACUGAAGCUCGGUUUCAAAUGAAAGUCUUCCAGAUUACUGGUUCUACCAAUAUCCGUCUCUCUGCCGAUGUUGUAGUCUGCAAAGCCACAGAUAAUUGUGUCCCGGUCUGCACCGCUCAAUCCAAAUCAGCUAAAUCCGAGGACGGUGGAGCAACCGUCAGUGUCAUUUUGCAACCAUCCGAACGCUUUGCAGAUUUCAGUUCUGCUAGCAGUUUCUCCAUGCCCUGGACUUUGCCUGCUCUGCUUUUCUCCUGGAUCUUGGUGAAGCUGAUGUAA